GUAGGGCUCUUCCGGUGUCAUGGCGCCCAGGUCUGCAGCCUGAUCACUUUACUGAGAGCUGCGCUGUCUUGACCGCAUUGCUCCAUGGCGCCCACCGGCUUUGUGUUGCGUGAGAAGGACCCCGGGAGACACUGAUGCCACACAAUGGCGACGAGAGGUGUACCACUGUGAUAAUACUGUCUGGAUUGCUUCAUCAGGAGAAGGGGGAUUAGAUGAAAAUAGUCCAUGAACAGAUACAAGACUGCAACUUUGACCAAAAGACACCAAGCUUCAGCAAUGCUAAAAAAAAAACCCAACUACAUUUUUUUUAGUUUUAAUUUUUGCUGAUUCUGGCUACCCUUCUUUCUCACCCUUGUAGAAAAGAUCUGGAUUUUUAUUGUAGGUUUCUUUGCUGCCUCUUCUUUACCCUUCGCGGGCUGAAGACAGGUCUGCCUGGUACUGUCACCUCUAAGACUGGCUUGUCACUCCUUUGCAGUGACAUAUCUCUCUGAGGAAAGAGCUGACACCGAGCCUUUGUUAUGUGUUUCAUGACUGACCGGAGACUGCAGUCCUCAAAAUCCCACUGAGGCCUGCUGCAUCCCCACACUCUGGAGCACCCCCUCAUGUCGGGAUACUGGAGAAGCCAUGGAUUGGCACAGUGAGAUAAAGCAGUGAGCUUCCCUUCAAGGCGCCCCUUGGUGUGGGCUGUGCACCUCCCAGUGAAUGUGUAGGCACCAGGCGCUGACGUCUGCUGGCUUUUUUACUGUAGCUGGAUCAGAAAUGCAGCUCAGGAGGCAGUGACCUUUGAGGAUGUGGCUGUGGACUUCACUUUGGAGGAAUGGGCUCUGCUGGAUCCAUCCCAAAAGAAGCUCUACAGAGACGUGAUGUCAGAAACACUGAAGAACAUGUCUGCUAUAGAACACACCCAGACUGACCAGCAAAUGGAAAAUGGGAGCGAAUAUUGGCAAAGAAAUCUAAGAAGUGAAGAUGUAGAGAAAUGCUACCAGUAUAAAUUAUGGAAUCCACAUAGAGAUACAUCUUUUUGGACUUCAGACUCUAACAUUAACCUGAAAACACUUGGUUCACAGCCAACUGAAAGCCUUGCUUGUAGAAAUUCCCUGAUUGGUCAGUCAUCAGCAGAUGUGCCCACCAGAGCUCACAGUGCACUCAAAUCAUGUGAGUAUCCAGUAUUGGAAAUGAAGCUGUCUAAUGAACAUGGGGAAACCUGCAGCUGUUUCCAGUCCUUUCAGAAGCGUGCAGCCACAAGCCCUGAAUAUAAGCACUGUGAGAAACCCUACUCUGAUUUCAGUGAAGACGAUCACAUUGGAGAGAAGCCCUUUCUAUCUAAAGAAAAAGCUAAAGCCUUUGUAUGUAAGCAGUGUGGGAAAGCUUUCACAAGUAACUGCCAUUAUAAAAUGCACGAAAGAACACAUACUGGGGAGAAACCCUAUAUAUGUAAGCAGUGUGGAAAAGCUUUCACCAGCAACAGCAAUUAUAAAACACAUGAAAGAAUUCACACUGGGGAGAAACCCUAUGCAUGUAAACAAUGUGGGAGAGCCUUCAGGAAAAAAAGUCAUUGUCAAAGACAUGAAAGUACUCAUACUGGAAAGAAACCAUAUGUAUGUAAGCAAUGUGGAAAAGCUUUCAUCACACGAGAUAAUUGUAAAAAACAUGAAAGAACUCACACUAGAGAGAAACCCUAUGUAUGUAAGCAGUGUGGAAAAGCAUUCACCACUCAAAUUUCCUGUCAAACUCAUGAAAAAUAUCAUACUGUGGAGAAACCUUACGUGUGUAAGCACUGUGGGAAAGCUUUCACCACUCGCAGUUAUUGUCAGACCCACGAAAGAAUUCACACUGGGGAGAAACCAUAUGUGUGUAAGCACUGUGGGAAAGCUUUCAUCAGUAACAGCACUUACAAAAUACAUGAAAGAAGUCACACUGGGGAGAAGCCUUAUGGAUGUAAGCACUGUGGAAAAGCAUUUACCACUCAUAGUUAUUGUCAAAUUCAUGAGAAAACUCACACUAGGGGAAAGCCUUAUGUUUGUAAGCAAUGUGGGAAAGCAUUUACAACUCUGAGUUGUUGCCAGAUCCAUGAAAAAUCUCACAAUGGGGAGAAACCUUACAUUUGUAAGCUCUGUGGAAAGGCAUUUACCUCUCAGCGUUAUUGUCAAACCCAUGAAAAAGCUCACAAUGGGGAGAAACCCUAUGUUUGUAAGCAGUGUGGGAAAGCUUUCAUCUCUCACAGUCAGCGUCAAAUACAUGAAAGAAGUCACACUGGAGAGAAGCCGUAUAUAUGUAAGCAGUGUGGGAAAGCUUUCACCACUCACAGUAAUCGUCUCACACAUGAAAGAAGUCACACUGGAGAGAAACCUUAUGUAUGUAAGCAGUGUGGGAAAGCCUUUCCUACUAGCGGUUCAUUUGGUAGACAUAAGAUGAGUCACACUGGAGAAAAACCCUAUGUAUGUGAUCAAUGUGGGAAAGCAUUUCCUUACCACAGUUCAUUUUAUAAACAUAAAAGAAUACACACUUCAUAGAAAUCCUACGUGUGUAAGCAAUGAGUAAAAGCUAUUACCAGUCAGUGAUUUUCAAAGACAUAAAAGAAUUCACUCUGGAGAGAAACCUAUGUAUUUUAGCAAUAUGGGAAAGCAUUCAGUGUACACAGGUGUUGUCAAAUGCAAGAAAGUCAUACUGAAGAGCAAACAUUUUUAUGUAUGUAAUCUGAGAAAGCCUUCAGUUAUUCCAGUUAUAAUAGAUAUUAUAAUGUCACAGAGGCAAAUUAAUUGAAUAUGUAAUAUAACACUGAGAGAAAAGGACUCAGUUCAGGAAUACAGAAAAUCUUCAGUACAGACAGCUAUCAGUACAUGCAUGGAAGAAUUCAUAGUCAGAAAAUCUGAACAUAUGUGAGCCAUGUGAAAAAGGUUAUAGUUUUCCCAGUGCAUUCAUGUACAUGAAUGAAUUCACGUGGGCGAUAAACCACGUGUAUGUAAUCAUUGGAGAAGACCCUUCAGUUCUUCCAGUUACCUUGAAAUAUGUGAACGAACUUACACCAGAAUGAAACCCUACAUAGAGAAUGUGAGAAAGCAUUUUGUUUCCUAUAAUGUUAGAAAAACAUGAACAAGUUCACACUCAGUGUUAACAUGGAUGUGAGAAGUCUUCAUUUAUAUGUGAUUUUUUUAUAUGAACAUUGUAUUGUGGAGAAAUCCAUAUAAGUGUAUAUUGUGCAGGAACAGCUCUAAUCACUUAUUCUUAUCAACAUGUAUAUUUUGUGGGAACACAUCUCAUUUUGGUUUUAUUCAUAUUGCGAAUGAACACAGUAUAGUGACAAGCCAUCUAUAUACAGAAAAUACACCAGAAAUAAAGCAGAUUGGAUCAAAGUCCUGGGUAUGCAGGGUUCUCAAUUAUAAGUUGUAUUAUCAAAAUCUUUGGAAUGAAAUGCAUUAAUGACUGAUGUACUGAACAGUGUGCCUUAUCUUUAAUUAUGCUUAGACCCUUAGCCAUCAAGUAGCCAAUAAAAUAAAAACAUUUAUUUUGUAAUGAAAUAUGACAUAUCUUAUGUAAUAUAUGAAGUAUACUAAGAUGCAGGGUAUAAAUUUUUACACCCUGCAAGAGGUGGCUUAUUUCACUGUAGCUCAUUUCUGAUUCUUACUGUCAUCGGGAAUUUUAAUAGUGCACACUGCUAUUCUAGCCAAAGAUGAAAGUAGAAGAUAAUUCAUCCUGAGCACAUUUAUUUACCCAUCUUCUUGGUAUCAGUUAAGCUUACUGGCCCCAGUGGUUCCUAUCUGUAAUCCUGCAUACUUAGAGAGCUGGAUCACAAGGUUAAAACCAGCCUGGGCAACUUAGACCUUGUCUGAAAAGAAAAUAUGAAAAGUCUAUGUGCAUAGCUCAGUGCAUAAUUUUAUUCCUUUUAUUUUAUAUUUGAGUCAGGAUUGCCAAGUAAAAAAUACACACACAUUAGGAUGAAGGUGAUGGUUUUAAGAUCAUCGCUGUAAUUGUUUGGCGUGUAUUCUUUUACCUAAUAUUCUUAGUGUUUUUCAUUGCUAACUUAUUUUUUCUUUUUUGGACUUGUGUGAAUAGUACUUAUUUUAUCAGUUUCUCCAAAAGCCAGAUUUUCUUAUUUUUCUUUUGCACAUGUUUAAUGUCUGUUGUGUAUCCCACUUUGCUUACUCCUUGAUCAUAUUUCCUAAAUCAUUUUGGAUGUGUUAUCUUUCUUUUAU
Messenger RNA from Fukomys damarensis (Damara mole-rat), 4193 nucleotides. RefSeq names its product zinc finger protein 878. The transcript has 5 exons. Gene Ontology annotation, biological process: regulation of DNA-templated transcription. NCBI's taxonomy places the organism in Eukaryota, Metazoa, Chordata, Mammalia, Rodentia, Bathyergidae. The record is from RefSeq and is a predicted model, not a curated record. The coding region runs from base 864 to 2513 and encodes 549 amino acids.